AUGAUUAAUACGCGAUAUGGACAUGCAUCAUCUGUAUUACAAAAUGGAAAAAUAUUAGUUACUGCUGGAAUACAUAAUGAUACUUAUUUGAACAGUGCUGAAUUGUAUGAUCCAUUAACAGAAACAUGGACAAUAACUAAUAGUAUGAAUAAUAGCAGACGUUUACAUACAGCUUCGAUAUUAUGGAAUGGAAAAGUUUUGGUUAGUGGAGGAACUGAUAUUUAUUUAAGUAGUGCUGAGUUCGUAUACCGUAGUAGUAUAGGUCUCAAUAGUUCUGAGUUGUAUGAUCCAUCAACAGAAACAUGGACCAUAACUGGUACCAUGAAUAUUGGUCGACAUGCACACUCAGCAUCAUUGUUAACAAACGGAAAAGUAUUAAUUGCUGGAGGUAUUCAUAAUGGUACUAUGUUGAAUAGUACUGAACUUUAUGAUCCGUCUACAAGAACAUGGAUAGUAACUGGUAGUAUGCAUAAUGAACGAUAUGAUCAUACAGCAUCUGUAUUAACGAAUGGGAAAGUUUUAGUUACUGGUGGAGGAAUCGAUAAAAAUUUAUACAAUACUGAAUUGUAUGAUCCAUCAACAGGUAUCUGGACACUAACUGAAAAUACAAUAACUCAUAGAAUUGAACAUAUUUCUUUUCUUUUACCAUAUGGUUCUCAAAAAAUAGCAUUUAAACACUUUCAACAAUAA
Rotaria sordida is the source of this 690-nucleotide messenger RNA. Lineage: Eukaryota; Metazoa; Rotifera; Eurotatoria; Philodinida; Philodinidae. The record is from the annotation of a GenBank genome assembly.